UUAGUGUUGGAGCCUACUUUUGUUGGAUGUUGUCUUCAUAAAUGUCUGACUUACUACGUAGGAAAUGUACCUGGGAAGAACCUUGAAGAGACACACAGAUCUCUGUCAAAGUAAUUAUUUGCCAAGAGAUUCCUUUACUUAACUGAGCUUGGCAAAGCAAGGAUAUGAACAAUUAUACAGGUGGGCUACUCAGGGGGAGUGAAGAUAUAAGGCAUCCAAUCAGGUAUUGGCAACCUGCAGCACUGUAAAAAUGCCCCUCCAACAGAUUUCUGUAGUCCCAGCGCGGGAGACUGCCAGCAAUGGGAGAAGUUCAAUGGGCAGAAACAAAGAGAAGAGCAAGGAAGUCGAGAAUGACAAAUCUCCAGGGCGCUCUGCAAGUCGAUCAAGUAACAUCUCAAAGGCAAGCAGUCCCACAACAGGAACAGCUCCCAGGAGCCAGUCCCGGCUGUCUGUCUGUCCUUCCACGCAGGACAUCUGUCGGAUCUGUCACUGUGAGGGAGAUGAUGAAAGUCCCCUCAUCACACCAUGUCGCUGCACAGGAACCCUGCGCUUUGUUCAUCAAGCCUGUCUGCACCAAUGGAUCAAGAGCUCAGACACACGCUGUUGUGAACUCUGCAAGUAUGACUUUAUAAUGGAGACCAAGCUCAAACCUCUUCGGAAGUGGGAGAAGCUACAGAUGACAACAAGUGAGAGGAGGAAGAUAGUCUGUUCUGUUACAUUCCACAUUAUUGCUAUUACCUGCGUUGUUUGGUCAUUGUAUGUUUUAAUAGAUCGGACAGCUGAGGAAAUUAAGCAAGGCAAUGACAAUGGUGUCCUUGAAUGGCCAUUUUGGACAAAACUGGUUGUGGUGGCCAUUGGGUUCACUGGAGGCCUAGUCUUCAUGUACGUACAGUGUAAAGUCUACGUUCAAUUGUGGCGCAGGUUGAAGGCUUACAAUAGAGUGAUUUUUGUUCAAAACUGCCCAGACACUGCUAAAAAACUGGAGGAGAAGAAUUCUUCAUGCAUUCAGAACUCUGAAAUCAAGGAUGCUGUGGUAGUGCCAGUACCACAGACAGGUACAAACUCACAGCCAUCAGCUGAAGAAAUGACUUCUGAGGUCAUGCCAGUUUGACAGAGGUGGCACUCUUUCUUCACUUGAAGAAUAAAGUGUGAGUGUUUUCUACACCACAGCCACUAAAGAAAGCAGAGAUGAUCAUGCAUACCGAGUUAAACAACACAAACCCUACCCAGGAAAAAAGGAUCCAGCGAAGCAACAUGUGUUACUUUAUGGAAUGUGACCAUUUUGUGAAGUAGUUUCUCAACUAGUCAGCCAGGUAUAGUGACAGUGGAAGUGUAGAAAGUGCAGUAGACAACAGUUAACAGACAAUGCCAAACAGACAUGACAAGAUGACCUUUUUAAACUGAAUGGCCAUGAGGAUAUUGGAAAGACCUGCUAUUAUUGUUCUGUUUACAGGGAAAAACAAACAAACCCUUUCCACCUGUUUAUUACUACUAAGGGUCUUAUUUGCUAAUUAUCUUCUUAAAAUACACUUCAAAGUAAUACCAUUAAGGUCAUUCACAUAAACCCUCAAUCAACAAAGUUAACAGACCUACACCAUGGCACUCCUCUAAGCCUCAAGAAGUUACAUGCUUGUGUGCUAUAUUGGGUGCCUGAAUGUUUUGGUAGUUGUAUGAGUUGAGGAUAGCUGAAGGGUAGUAUUGAAUAUACAGUCCAUUUGAAUAUAGAGUCACAUUUUUGCAAAAAUAUUCAACAAUCAGACUUUGAGUUCUCUAAUUGUCUCAACCCUUUCCUUGGUCCCGUGAAAUACAGAAGUUAUUUAGCCAGAAGGCUUCAGAAAAUUAUUAGAUAAAUGUCUGGAACAGGACCUCUGUUGCAGUACUUCAAAAAGUGAGUAAAAGAAACACGAAUUCUCUGUUAUAUAAGCAUACUGGAUAUAGAAAGCUUUGUUCCAAAAUGGAAAAAGAUUAAUCAUAAACAGAAGUAUUACAGGUGGAAGCAUGCAAUCCACUCCAAAAGAACUUGACAUUGAAUUAUAUGUCUAAAGACUUGGGGGGAUAGAGGGAAGUAGUGGGAAUUUUAAACAUAAGGCUUUAUUUUUUAGAGUUUGUGAUACAGCAAUUAAGGUAGUCACAAGCAAGCAUACCUAGUCUUAAAAUGAUGCUGGUAUCUCCUUGCUCUGAUUUGGCUGAAAAAGUUAUCAGUGGAUUCUUUUAUAUGGGUAAGAUUGAGCUAUUAGCAAUUCAACAGUUCAGUUGUUACUUUUGUGUUUUGAGCAUUCUCAUGUUAAGUGAAGUGUGAAUAACAUUAACAGGUGCAAUAGAUAAAUGAAUGUAGAUAUAAUAAUGUGUCCAACAGAGUGAGUUAUAUAAAGAGAAGACUUUUGUGAUUUACUUCCAAUCUCUGUGGUGUUUAUUACUGGGACAGGAGAGGCAAGCUGGUGAGAAAUACCUGUGCCUUGGUUUGGGUAAGUCUGAGGACAACACUUGAUAGCAGCUAGGGCUCCUUUUGAACUUGUAUUUAGGAAAUUGGCCUGGGGAGAGGGAUGGAAAGAACAAACAUACAUUCUUUUAAAGAGGUAGAAGACAAAUGUCUGUUGUAUUCAAAUGUCUGAGGUACUGGUAUUGGUGUGCUAAUAUUCUCCUUCUUUACUUUGAUGAAGUUUGGACAGGAUACAGUUUUAUAUCAAACUGCAAAGGUAUAAAGGCACUUUUAGAACAUUUCAUUCUGUUACAUUUUUACACUUUAAGUUUGGAAUAAUAACCUUAAAGUAAAUAACAGCCAGGAGGAAACUGGUUUAUUCUUUAAAUAUUUAUUAAUGGGGACUACAUAAUUAUUGGUCUAAAAUUUGUAUACCCAAGGUAAUUAUCAUCAGAUUUUUUGGAAUUAAACUACAUUUUAUAAUUUUAAACCCCCAAAUCCUGUUUCAUGCAAGAUGCUUAAAUCUAAAAUCCCUGUUCUAAGAUGGAUUUGUUUGGGCACAAGAUGCCAUUACCUCUUUUGUUCAAACAAAUGAUUUUUCCCUCUUCAGCCUAUUUGUUCCUUGGUUUGUAGUCAUGUCUUAGAACCAUGAAAAUAUUUAUGCCCUAAAGUCACGGUAUUUACAAGACCAUACCAAGACUUCUCCCUCCCCCAUAUGGCAACAGCUUUGCUGACAUUGUGCAUUUGAAGCUUAGUUAAAGUUUAAACAUUACAAAGGGAAAAAAUCUUUAACAAAAACUACCCUCAAUGAAAUAUAUAUCUGAACAAUGGGAUGAAGAGGGAAAAUGUAACAUUUAGUCAGACCAAAAGACCAUUAGAGUAAAAUUAACAUUGGGUAUAGGUGGGCUUAAAUAAGGGCUUUGAUUCCUUAGAAUAGGGGUGCUCAACUUGGUCCCAUGGGACAAAUUUGACCCAUUGGGAUUCCAUGGAUCAGAAAACCUGGUAGCAGGGGAUGGUGGAAGCUCUGUGAAGCUGGCUCCAGCCUUACUCAGGCCAUUGAAACAAAAGAGUAUCAGGGUCAGGCCCUAUCCCUGAAUGUCCAGAUUGGUCCAUACUCCUCCCCUUCCAUCCCUCCCAUGCCCUGAUCAGGGCAAUCCCAUCCCACCCUUCCACCCAGCAUACACAUCAGUGCUGCCCACCCCUUUCCCGCAUGUCUGGAUUGGGGCCACUCUGUUUCCCUACCACCUGGUGCAUCAGGAUUGGGGCUGCCCUGCCCACCCCACCCCACGUGUCCAGAUCAGGACCACGCCAUCCCCACCCUGGCCAGAUAGAUCGAGGUCAUGCUACACAACCCCUGCAGCUGGAUUGGGGCCAGUUGGCUGGAUGCAACCCACAGAGGGACCUGGCCCUGCCCAUUUGGCCUGCAGGGCAAGAUGGUUGGGCACCACUGCCUUAGAACAUUAUUGUAAAUGUUUUCUUUUCUCCUUGUCCUCCUCUUUCAUAGGAGGUUGAUUUGUGAUAGCUUGUGAAGACUUAGUGGUAGGCAGAAAGACACAUUUGCACUGUGUGGUAAGUCUUGCCUCCAAGAAAAAAAUAUGCAUGGUAGGCAAUACCUCAUUCAAUUCUUUGUCAUUUACGGAAUUUAACGGUCUGUAUUAAUCCAAUUACUUUAGUUUACCAGAGGCUUCUAUAACACAAAAGGAACACAUUUUUUUUUUACUGGAAAAAUAGAAGUCUAGUACUUUUUUUUUUCUUUUUUUAAUAACAUGAAGUAAUGGUAUUGCAAGUAGAAGUUAAAGAUCAGGGAACAUCGACACAGACAUAAAUAGUCUUUCCACAGUGGACAGCAGUAAGUACCCAAAUCAGGCAAAGCUUCAUCUUGGCAUGGUUAAGAAUUACAGGACCAAACCCUGGGACAGAUACCCACCACAAUCUGCCCUUUCAUAGAUAUACUUAGUUUCAUUAAACUGCAUUAAUUUGGAACCAAGUCCUGCCUCCUGGCUUGAGCAACACUCCUAAUUAAUUUGGGUGAAAGUUAUGCUUUAACAAAGACUGCAGAACAACUGUACUAAUGAGCAAUUUUGGAAUAUCAACAAGAUGCUUCUGUUCUGUGUUAAACGUGUAUGUCCUCUUUACUGGUUUCUUAAAAGUUUGCCAUUCCAGGAAUGAAUUAUUUCAAUGAUUCAUUUAAAAAUUGGUAGCAACACUGAACGAUUUAUUUUUAUGCUAGCAUUAUGAAGAUUCUUAAUAAGUCCAAUGAUGCCAUGUCAUAUAUCGCUAUGCUUAAAAGGCAGUGUUUAUUUUUCUGGCCUGCAGAAAGUUUCCCAUCACCAGGACUAGCCCUUUCUAAUUCUAAACAUUGCAGUGAAAUGUAAUAUGGGAUGGAAAUAUUUUACUGUGUGUAAUAUUGGAUCAAGUUUGUGUUGUCUGUUUUAUCCUCUUCUCUUUUGCAAAAUAAAAAAGAUGAAUUUUUGGGUGAAUGUGUGUCCUGAAAGACAGAAGGUAAGGGGAACAAAAAUUACUAGAACUGCUAACUGUUGUGGAACAAAUUUGUAUUUGUAUUAAACGAGUGACCCCAAA
Molecule: messenger RNA, 4999 nt
Organism: Gavialis gangeticus (Gharial)
Lineage: Eukaryota; Metazoa; Chordata; Crocodylia; Gavialidae
Gene: MARCHF1
Product: membrane associated ring-CH-type finger 1
Exons: 8
Coding region: 251-1111 (286 amino acids)
Biological process (GO): antigen processing and presentation of peptide antigen via MHC class II; immune response; protein polyubiquitination
Cellular component (GO): late endosome membrane; early endosome membrane; lysosome
Molecular function (GO): ubiquitin protein ligase activity; zinc ion binding; MHC protein binding
Source: RefSeq, a predicted model, not a curated record